UCGGGAAGGGAACCUUGUCAUUUUGUGCCUAUGCAAAGUUUCCCGUCAUGUUGUCUGCUCCGUAAUGAACAGUGUGUGGGAUGGGCUCUACAUAUGUAUACAUAUUUGCAUGCAUGUAUGCAUGCAGGAUGGAUGUGUGUAUGAAUCUAGUUUAUGUGCGUGUGGACUCAAAAAACGAGACUCCCGUCUGCUGUCUGUGCUCCAAUGAUUUGGAAGGAUUCGACGCCGGCAAUGUUGAUCAAUCAGAUUUGGCAGAUAAGCACCGCUUGCUUUGUUGCCCAACGAGACUCCAAACGGUGCCCUGGGGAUUCUAGGCCCUUUUCCCCUAAAGGGCAUGCAGAGUGUUUUUUUGUCUCAGGUUGCUGUUCAUCGGAGGAUUUGCCGUCGAAUUGGGAUGACGGUGAUUCAGCGCGGAGCAACCACUCGAGGCGUGCCGGGAGGAGGAGGACGAGGAAGACGAUGCUAAAAGAGGUUGCGAGUUUGUGUAUGUAACUAACCAGUUGGCGCAGCGAAAUGCAGGGUUGUACAGCGUCCUGCACCAAGACAAUAAGUCGCAAUAUAUAUGGGGCCCGUGACGGGGAUGGUCCUCGAGGGUUCUGCGGAACUGACCGCAACAUCACCUCAUUAGAUCCAUGCCGGCCUCAGGGUUUGACGUCAAGAUCUGGAUUCUGGAAACACUCGUAUCGGAAAAUUAGUCGUUACUCUGUACUCUGAAAUUUAUUGCCCCAAAACGAGCAGCACAAAGGGGG
Molecule: messenger RNA, 749 nt
Organism: Coccidioides immitis RS
Lineage: Eukaryota; Fungi; Ascomycota; Eurotiomycetes; Onygenales; Onygenaceae
Exons: 1
Coding region: 154-492 (112 amino acids)
Source: RefSeq, a predicted model, not a curated record